Messenger RNA from Aspergillus steynii IBT 23096, 2513 nucleotides. Its product is annotated as protein phosphatase 2A regulatory subunit RTS1. Gene Ontology annotation, molecular function: protein phosphatase regulator activity. The coding region runs from base 339 to 2402 and encodes 687 amino acids. The record is from RefSeq and is a predicted model, not a curated record. Gene Ontology annotation, cellular component: protein phosphatase type 2A complex. The transcript is spliced from 8 exons. Gene Ontology annotation, biological process: signal transduction. Lineage: Eukaryota; Fungi; Ascomycota; Eurotiomycetes; Eurotiales; Aspergillaceae.
UCUUGUCUGGCCGGUGGUUGAGGGUGCUCUCGUUUCGUUCUCUUCCUCCCUUGUGGUCUUGAUUAUCUUGCGUCUUCGAAUUGCAAACCAGACCUUCCCUUCCGGCGCCUUUUUCUACAUUGAUCCGAUUCGAGCGCGAUGGCCUGCUCUGUUCUGAUCGGAAAUGCUCAUGUGGUCGUUCCCAGGCCGACAUAAACAACUUCCCCGGCGUGCCUCUCCUGAAACCGCCUCUCCGCCUUGCCCAACACUCAACCCCUCCCGCUAGUGUGCGGCAUCUGGCUGUACUGGCUUUCAGUCUCUCGACCGAGUACAUGUGGCUGUUCGAAUAGGCCGCGACAAUGAAGGGCUUCAGACAGAGAGUGCACGAGCAGUUGUCGAGAGCAAAAGAUGCGAAUAAAUCCUCCAAAAAGAAAGACGCUCAGAAUCAAUCGUCGCUGGGGAUCCAUCAAGGCCAACAGUCCUCGUCCCCAAACCAAGGCACCCCGACUUCCUCCUCGACGUCCGUGAACGAUGCUAGGAAAUCGCCGGAUAAUGCUGCGCAGGCCGGGUCUUACCCCCAGGGUCAGUACUAUGUUCAGCAGGGUGCGGGAGCGGCCGGCCAGCCCGUGAAUAAUGGAGCCCCAGGAACUCCGACGAAGCAGGGACAGCAAAUGGCCCCCAGUGUGGUUAUUAGCCCCAGUGCGCCGCAUGUCCCUCCUCCCGGUGCCGCCGAGACGAUGCCGGGAGAUCUGGCACCCCCGAGGAAGUCCCACGUUUUCGAUCGCCUCCAGACAACGCCCAAGGAUAUGUCCGAGGGUAUUCGGACCCCCAAGCGUCAGCAUUCAUCGCGAUUUGAUAUCUCCGACCAGCGUCAGCGGGAACUGGAGAAGCUUCCUGGAUUCCACGAGGUGCCCCCUAACCGGCGCCAAGAGCUAUUCAUGCAGAAGAUCGAUCAGUGUAACAUCAUUUUCGACUUUAACGACCCCACUGCGGACAUGAAAUCCAAAGAGAUCAAGAGACUGGCGCUCCACGAGCUCCUGGAUUACGUCGCCAACAACCGCUCGGUCAUCACCGAACCCAUGUAUCCGCGGGUGGUGGAAAUGUUCGCCAAAAACCUGUUCCGACCCAUCCCUCCUCCUGUAACGCCCCAGGGAGAAGCGUUUGACCCGGAGGAAGACGAGCCGGUUCUGGAAGUGGCCUGGCCUCACAUCCAGGUUGUGUAUGAGUUCUUCCUGAGGUUCAUCGAGAGUCAGGACUUCAACACGAACAUCGCCAAGGCCUAUAUCGAUCACCAUUUUGUGCUCCAGCUGCUGGAACUGUUUGACUCCGAAGACCCUCGGGAACGCGAUUUCCUCAAGACCACCCUGCAUCGUAUCUAUGGGAAAUUCCUGAACCUGCGGUCGUAUAUCCGUCGAUCCAUCAACAAUGUUUUCUUCCAGUUCACAUACGAAACGGAGCGAUUCAACGGUAUUGCGGAACUCUUGGAGAUCUUGGGGUCAAUCAUCAACGGGUUUGCUCUUCCUCUUAAGGAGGAGCACAAGCUUUUCCUCACGAGGGUCUUGCUGCCCUUGCACAAGGUGAAGAGCCUCAGCAUGUACCACCCUCAGCUGGCCUACUGUAUUGUCCAAUUCCUCGAGAAGGAUUCGUCUCUAACGGAAGAGGUUGUACUCGGACUGCUACGCUACUGGCCCAAGGUUAACAGCACAAAAGAAGUCAUGUACUUGAACGAAGUGGAGGAUAUCUUUGAGGUCAUGGAUCCGGCCGAGUUUGCUAAGGUCCAGGAGCCCCUGUUCCAGCAGCUGGCCAAGUCGGUUGCAAGCCCACACUUCCAGGUCGCCGAGCGAGCACUCUACUUCUGGAACAAUGAAUACUUCUGUAAUCUGGUUAGCGACAAUGUCGAUACCAUCUUACCGAUCAUGUUCCCUCCCUUGUACGAAAACUCGAAAGGCCAUUGGAACAGAACGAUCCACAGCAUGGUGUAUAACGCUAUGAAAAUGUUCAUGGAGAUCAACCCCCAACUUUUCGAUGAAUGCUCGCACGACUACAACGAGCGACAAAAUAGCGCUGAGCAGCGUGAACGAGCCCGACAAAGCCGAUGGGAGAAGGUCGCGGAGCAGGCUAAAGAUAGACAGAACGGCGUUGCUCCGCCUCCACUAUCGUCGACGACGGCGGAGAUCCCGGUUCAGGUGGACGAGGUUGACUCCCUCACUAAUGAUAGCCAGAAGCGUCUGCAUGCCUUAAAGUUGGAUGAGUCCGGUACGCCAACCGAGAGAAGGGCCACCGGGGGAUCGAGACGGCGCCGAGGUUCCAUCGAUGGUCCCAGGAGGCGAAGAAGUGGCAGCGGCAGUGAGAUUCGACCGCGACGAAGAUCGGUUGGCUCAGGUGCCGUAACGAUCUUGUCACGAAGCAACUCCACCAAGUGACAAUCGAAUUUAUGGCAUUUUUUCUCGUUAGACUUUCCACUACGACGGCAUUAGCGAUUACGAGCUGCGAUGAAGUAUAUUUGAUUCUUCUUGGGUUUUGAUCCAAAUCGC